Messenger RNA from Mytilinidion resinicola, 732 nucleotides. RefSeq lists its product as uncharacterized. The record is from RefSeq and is a predicted model, not a curated record. Gene Ontology annotation, molecular function: SNARE binding; SNAP receptor activity. The transcript has 3 exons. The coding region runs from base 1 to 732 and encodes 243 amino acids. Gene Ontology annotation, biological process: vesicle fusion; intracellular protein transport; Golgi to vacuole transport. Lineage: Eukaryota; Fungi; Ascomycota; Dothideomycetes; Mytilinidiales; Mytilinidiaceae. Gene Ontology annotation, cellular component: SNARE complex; endomembrane system; membrane.
AUGAUGUCCACAUCGAAUGACGACGACCCCUUUCUCCAGGUACAGGCGGAUGUCUUGUCUGCCCUCAAUACCACACGGCCCUUGUUUGCCUCAUACCUCCGCAUACGCUCUUCUGCAUCCUCGGCACGCUCCCCGGAACUCGUAGAAGCUCGGCAUGAGCUUGAACAAACGUUGCAAGACCUCAACACCGACCUCCACGAUUUGAUCGAGAGCGUCCAGGCCGUCGAGCAUGACCCAUACCGAUUUGGCCUCGAGAUCGAUGAAGUGGAACGACGGAGGCGCUUGGUCAAGGAGGUCGGGGACGAGGUGGAGAACAUGCGGGAGGAACUGCUCAAAACGGUCCACGAUGCUCAGAGCAAGGGCAAAGUCGCUGUGAACGGGGACGUGCUACCCGACCCGGACUCUUUCGGCGACCCAGAUGAAUAUGCGGCAUUCGAACAAGAGCAACAAAUGCAGAUGAUGCAUGAGCAGGAUGAGGCUCUCGACGGUGUCUUCCGCACAGUCGGGAACCUUCGUCAACAAGCUGAUGAUAUGGGUCGAGAGCUAGAAGAACAAGGCGAGCUGCUCAACGACGUUGACAAUGUUGCCGAUCGUGUGGGAGGCAAGCUGCAGACCGGCCUGAAGAAGGUCGGCUGGGUGAUCAGGAAGAACGAAGACAAGAUGUCCAGCUGUUGUAUAGGCGUGCUGAUAUUUGUGUUGAUACUACUACUUGUUCUCCUCCUUGUUCUUUGA